AUGGCUGCCAUUUCCUGGCCUCUGAUUGGUCUAAAUUUAAAUAACGUCCAAUUUUGAUGAAGUUUUGUAUGUAGGUGAAGCAUGGUGCUAAACGCACGACUGCGGUAUUCGUUUUGCGAAAAAACAAAAUGACUGCCUACUUAGCAGGGGAGGGGUGACUUCCGCUAUACAUAGUAUUCGAUGACGUCACACAUCCGGGUUACCCAUUGACCCGCCGCCAUUUUGUGUGUCAAACAAGGUUACCAUGUCAAAGGUGAGAAGAUGGCGUCGAAACCGCCGCGAGCAGCAAAAUUGAAGUAUAUUGAGACAUUAGACCCUACUGCCAGAGCAAGGUACUUUAACAAACUACAGUUGAUAGACAGCAUUGAUCCGUACGAUGUGCCAAAAAAGGAUUGGUCAAGUGAUGAGAAGGGCUUACCUGAAGUCACCUACCCCGACAUCGUGAACUACCUUGUACACACACAGAGCGCUUACACACUGAGCGAGAUGAAGUCCUACAAGUCCCUCGAAUCAUACAACCAUUUCGUCUGUGGAUGGGUGAAGGACUUACUGCAUUUUACAGCAAACAAUUAUGUUGUUGUUGCUGCACGGGUCAAACACUCGCAACGGAUGAAUGAUGCUCCUUUACAGCCAUGGGUUUUAUGUGAGAAGGAUGGCAACAUUGUCACAGGUCACUGCAACUGUAUGGCAGGGCUAGGGAAAGCAUGUAGUCACAUUGGAGCAGCAUUGUUUUAUGUUGAUGCUACAGUAAAGAUAAGGAAUUCAAAGACUAUGACACAGGAACCAGCGUACUGGCUAUUACCAAGAGGAUACAGAAGGUGGGAUAUGACACCAUACAGAACAUUGACUUCCAGUCUGCAAAGACCCUGAAAAGGAACCUCGAUGAACAACUGUGCUCACCAAAGACGCCAAAAAGACAGAUGUUAGGGCAAAACUUGCUAAAUGUGUCAUCACCGUCACAGAGUAAAUUGCAUAACACAGGCACAAAACAAGUUUUAUUAGCACUCAUGCCAGACUAUGCUGCUAAUUAUGUUCCAAGACAUCUUGGUGAGGAAUAUCCAUCCAUAUUGUCAGACCUGUUUCGAGAAGAAUGCAGUAAUAUGAACAGAGGAGAUCUACUUGAUCACUGCAAGGAGUUGUUUCUCACAAUUACAGUUUCAGACUUGCAGGCAACCAAUGUAGAGUCAACCACCCAUCUUCAGACAGGAUGCAAGCAGUGGUUUCGUUUUAGGACUGGUAGAGUGACUGCUUCAAAGAUGAAGUCGGUGUGUGCCACAUCAGUCGACAAACCAUCACCGAGUCUAGUAAAACAGAUUUGCUUUCCAUCUCAAGCGAAAUUCAGCACAGACGCAACAAGAUGGGGAUGUCAACAUGAAGCAAAAGCUCUUGACACCUAUUGUCAAAGUAUGAAUUUAUUUCAUGAUAACUUCACAUGUCGUAAGAGUGGUCUUGUCAUCAAUCCAAAGUACCCAUACAUUGGAGCUUCACCAGAUUCUGUUGUGUCCUGUGAUUGUUGUGGGGAAGGAUUUGUUGAAGUAAAAUGUCCAUACUGUGUCCGGUCUAUGCCCAUUACAGAAGCAACAGAUAUAAAGGCAUCCUGCUUAGAGAGCAUAGAUGGCAGUGUUCGUUUGAAGAAGAAACACUCAUAUUAUUCUCAGGUGCAGACCCAGAUUUUUGUGUGCGACAAACAGUAUUGUGACUUUGUUGUAUGGACGGAACAAGAGGUCCACAUAGAAAGGAUAGAGCCUGAUGAGGAAUUUUAGAAUACUGUAACACCAAAGGCUGAGGAAUUCUUUUAAUGUGCCAUCCUUCCAGAAAAUGUUAUUCCAGAGCAGUUAAUGCAUGCAGUAAAGCACCUUCUGUGUCAAGUCCUAGUGGUAGAACAGCGUCCAGUAGAAUGAGUACUGGUACUACAGUGUCCAGUGUAAAGAGUACCGAUACUACAGCAUCUAACAUAACAAAUCAGUCAGCAACAGUCGGUGAUGACGCAGCAAAAGAUUGCAUAUGUAUAUGCAGACAACCAUAUGACCCAGAGUUUGACCUUGUGGUUGGUUGUGACAACCAAAACUGUCCAUAUGUAUGGUUACAUUUCACUUGUGUAAACAUUAAGAGAGCACCUAAUGCCAAGGGUAAUUGGUACUGUCCGCAGUGUCGGAAACUUCCACAGUUUAAGAAAUGAACAUUAGCAAGUUACCAGUGUUGAUGAAAGCUUCAGGGACAUGCAUAUAGUUGCAAAAAUAAAUUAAAGAAGUUCAUUUCUAUGUACUAAUGCAUAAAAGUUUAAAGGUUCUUUAAAUAUUUUUUUAAUAUUUGCAUUUUUAAGAUAUGUAAUGCAUGAAUAUUUGUACAGGUAUAUUUCCAUACACUAUUAUUGAUAAUGCUAGCUAGUCAGUGUAUGGGUAUCUUUGACAUUUCAGAAAUAGAAAUGUCUUUUGGU
Messenger RNA from Mizuhopecten yessoensis (Yesso scallop), 2437 nucleotides. RefSeq lists its product as uncharacterized. Bases 921 to 1763 code for a protein of 280 amino acids. Lineage: Eukaryota; Metazoa; Mollusca; Bivalvia; Pectinida; Pectinidae. The transcript has 2 exons. Gene Ontology annotation, molecular function: zinc ion binding. The record is from RefSeq and is a predicted model, not a curated record.